AUGUUUUCAGCAACGAUAAUACCAGCCGCUGCUGCCCUUUUGCUCGCCACGUGUGGGAGCGUCGCUGGCCAGACAACGACCACAGCUACGAGUGCUACAGCCCGACUCUGUGGACAAGCGGCUUUCUUGGAACAAAGCAUCGACGGGAACCAGUACUGUUGUCCCGGAUCUCUCGACAAGGACAAAGACAGCGGCGCGGAUUACUGCUGCGUGGGCAACAACAAUGGCCUCGCAACCAACACAGCGACAAGUUACGAGGCAGUCAGAACGGGCACCAUUGCAUCAUGCUCCACGACCAUCCAUGUGACCGAGGCCGAUUACACGAGCAAGGUCGAAGCUGCUGGUACAAAGUACGGAGUGUCAUAUGUGUCGAAGACUGUCAACGCUGCGACGAGAACAUCUUACAUCGCCGUCACGCCAACAAGCACUGGAGCUGCAGCCGCCGCGAAGACGCCGGCGCUGAUGGCUGGUGAAGCCCUUCUAGUGCUCGGCGCUGUCGCUCUCGGGAUGUGA
Messenger RNA from Fulvia fulva, 513 nucleotides. RefSeq lists its product as uncharacterized. NCBI's taxonomy places the organism in Eukaryota, Fungi, Ascomycota, Dothideomycetes, Mycosphaerellales, Mycosphaerellaceae. The record is from RefSeq and is a predicted model, not a curated record. The transcript is spliced from 2 exons. Bases 1 to 513 code for a protein of 170 amino acids.